AUGUCUUCGACAGACACGUCUGACCCAUCGACUAUGUCGACAUCCUCGACCGCAGCGAACACGACUUCGUCAUCUUCGGCCGCUUCGACCCCUUCUCCCUCCAACUCCAGUGUUACCACGGCUCCUUCAACAUCGGCAUCGCGCCGGCCGCCCCGGAAGAGCACUCUGACCCAACAGCAGAAGAACAAUAAGCGACAACGGGCAACCCAGGAUCAGCUAGUCACUCUGGAACAUGAGUUCAACAAGAACCCUACUCCCACGGCAGCCACGCGAGAGCGCAUCGCUCAGGAGAUCAACAUGACCGAGCGUUCGGUUCAGAUUUGGUUCCAGAACAGACGAGCCAAGAUUAAGAUGCUCGCGAAAAAGAGUAUAGAAACCGGUGAAGGCUGUGAUUCAAUUCCCGAAUCGAUGAGACAGUAUCUGGCGAUGCAAUUCGAUCCUAGCAAAGCGGGUGCGAGAGACCCAUUCGGGCGCACAGGUGCGUAUGGAGCCAAUGGUGCUUACCCGAACGAGUCCGCACCCUCAGGGAAAGUCGUCAUCCAUCACUUCACCUGCCGUUCCCUGACCAUCGGAAGCUGGCGGCGCAUCGGGCAAAACGCAAUGGACCUGGUUGUCUUCUACUCCCCCGAAAAAGCCUGCAUGACAUAUUACAUCAACAACGAUUCUGCCGGAUACAAAAUCGAGUACCCCUUUUCCUACAUCAAGAACAUCACGCUCGAAUCGGGUGAUGCCAACGCCCAGUCCAACGGGGCUCCCACCAGGCCGGCUGGCCUCCUCGUGGAACUCAAUCGUCCUCCGUUGUUCUACAUGGAUUCGUCUAACUCGGGUGGAUUCUAUCAAUGCGGCGAUUUUACGGAGGAUCAGCAAGCGAGCCAGCUCCUGGUGCACCAUUUGGGAGGUCAUCCCAAGGUCCUUAGUGUCCAAUUGGCCAAGUUGGUGUCGCUGGAGUCCUUCCAAAACCGUCUGGCGUACAGCAACCUUGCGAUGGCACCGCCAAUGUCGCCUCAUUUCAUCCAGCGCCCUGCCUCUCAACCAAACCAAUUCGCGCCGGCAUUCAUGAACAUGUAUCAGGACCAGUCGACCCUGAACAUUCCAGUCGCUCGCGGGCACAAGCGGCAAAGGAGUCGUUCCGUUCCGGUUGCUGUUGACUUCUCUGCCAUGCAAAUGUCUCACUUCCCGUCUUACAACAUGUCCCAGACUCCGGCCCCAUAUCAUAACGGGGACUCGGGUAUCUUUGCGCCUGUCCCGCAAUCGGCUCAACCGCUAGCCCUGAACCUGCGCAUUGACACCUCCCCUUCGUAUGGCCCGUCCAUCUUCGCUACCAGUGCGACCGGUGAGUCCACCCCAGUCGCUACGCACAUGGGCCCUUCAUUCAGCCUGCCUUUUGUGGCGCCUUCGGUGGAUUCGUCCAGCAUGGGACAUGCAGCUCCUUCCUACUCGAAUGUCAGCCAUGCCGAUCCUAUGAUCGCUGAACAUUCGCCUCCCUUGUCGAACAUGGCGCAUACCCCGCAGGAUAUGUACACCCUGGGAACCGAGCAGCAGACCAAUUUUGGAGACGAUGGGAUGGGUAUGAAUGAGAUAUUCGUCAAGCAGGGCAUGGAUUAUUCUGUCCCCACCACCAUGGGACUUGACGGUAACACAUUCGACCUGCCCAUGCAGACCUUGUCUGGCCAAACUUCGCCAGUCCUUGCAACCGACUAUCAAAGCAUGGAGGGUGUUGAUCUCAACUCAUUAGCUCCGGGAUCAUGA
Messenger RNA from Aspergillus novofumigatus IBT 16806, 1749 nucleotides. RefSeq names its product homeobox domain-containing protein. Gene Ontology annotation, molecular function: RNA polymerase II cis-regulatory region sequence-specific DNA binding; DNA-binding transcription factor activity, RNA polymerase II-specific. The record is from RefSeq and is a predicted model, not a curated record. Gene Ontology annotation, biological process: cell differentiation; regulation of transcription by RNA polymerase II. The coding region runs from base 1 to 1749 and encodes 582 amino acids. NCBI's taxonomy places the organism in Eukaryota, Fungi, Ascomycota, Eurotiomycetes, Eurotiales, Aspergillaceae. The transcript has 4 exons.